UCUGUCUUUCACUCUCUCUCUACUACUCUGUCCUCCACUCGAUAUGGAUACCCUUCUCCUCCACUUUCCUUCCAUGGCCAAACCCAAGCAAAAGCGCCCCUGUUGCUCCUCCCCGGACCCUCUCACCAUCAGCCAUAGCCCUAGGGUUUCCAAUUCCAGAAUCGAUCGCCAUCUGGACAUGGACUCUCUCCUGGAAUCGUUUUUAGGUCUUUCCGAUUCCUCAACUGUCUCUCUAGACCUCUCUUUCGAUCGCCUUCUGGAAUCUAGGGCUUGCGAUUCCGACCAGAGCGACAUGAUUGACCGUGCUCUCAGGUUAGGCUCUGCGCUUCUCGAAGCUGGCAAAAGAUCUGCUCGAAAGCGUGCUUCGAUGCAUAACGCCGUCGUUUGGGCCCUCCCUCCUGAUCUCACUAUCAAAGUUUUUUCUAUGCUUGACACGCAAAGCCUAUGUUAUGCCACAGCGGCAUGUUCCUUUUUUCACAAGUGUGCGAUGGAUCCUUCAUGCUAUGCCAAUAUUGACUUGAGGACAAUAGUCCCCAAGCUCAAUAAUGUGGUUGUAUCUACAAUGAUACAGAGAGCUGGAAAAGCGCUUCAAUCUGUAAAGCUUGGUAUUGUGCCUGGCCCAACAUCACUUGGUUCUUCUCAGCCAUUAGUUUAUACAAUCAGGAACUCCACAGAUGCAUCAGGCUUUUCCUGGAAUGAUAAGAGAUCUAGACAAGGGAAAGAGUCAUCUGUUCUUACGAGGUCGUGCUUGACCUCUUUGAGUGGGGACAAUGGUGCUCCUGGGGCUCUUUUGAGGAGAUUGCACCUUUACAAUAUUGAAAGGAUGGAUAAUGCAGCACUUUGUACAGCUCUAUCAGCCUGCCCUUGUCUUCUUGAUCUAGAAAUUGUUGGCCUCCAUGUAGAACUAAGGCAAACGCUGGAGUCUGUGAGCAAGCACUGUCAUUUGAUAGAGCGCCUGCAUUUUGAAUCUUCGAAAACAGGUAGAGAUGACAGUUUGAAAGUACCAACCUGUGGUGAUUUAGUGAACAGUUGUCCUCAUCUAUCUUCGUUAGCACUCAAGGGAUUUAAGCUGCAUGACUACAAAGCCCGUGUAUUAGUCAAGGGAUUUCGGAAGCUGAAAUAUGUUGACUUCACGACAUCCUACUCCAUCACUGGUGCAUUUCUAAAGAACCUUGGUGGCAACCUAUUGGAGGUCUUGAUUUUGCGGGACUGUAUGCAUCUUAAAGAAGUCGAAGUUGCUCGUUUUUUGUCAGCUGUUGUUGCAGGAGACUUCAAGCUUCUUAGAAAUCUUGACGUAUCCAACAGGGAAGGUCUAGCAUCUGAAGGCGACUGGUACCGUAGAUGUUACAGCCCAAGUUUCAUUCCUCUGAAGCAAUUGUUGGAAGAAAGGCCUGGUUUCUUACUGCUGGCCGAGUUUCCUCAAGAAGGAAGUUUCACCGAAGUUGAGCAAAUGAUCAGCAGUGAUGUGAAUAGUGAUUUCAGUUUGGCAUCACAGAUAAGCAGUCAUACAUCCGACGGAUCAUUGUUCAUGAGUUCAUCAGAGAGCAGCUAUAAUAGUGAUCAGGGUAGUGGUAAUGAGGACAGUAGAGAUCCCGGUUUUAUAACAUAUGAGGAGAGUUCAGAUGAGGUGGACUUCCUUUGUGUAUGA
This is a messenger RNA of Ilex paraguariensis (yerba mate), 1648 nucleotides long. Lineage: Eukaryota; Viridiplantae; Streptophyta; Magnoliopsida; Aquifoliales; Aquifoliaceae. The record is from the annotation of a GenBank genome assembly.